AUGUCACCAAUACGCGUUGCCCUCGUUGGUCUAUCGUCAUCUGCAAAGGUCACCUGGGCCGCAGACGCUCAUCUCCCAUAUCUGCUCUCUCCUCGUGGCAAGAAGCACUACCGGCUUGUCGCUCUCCUCAACUCCUCCACUCAAGCCGCAGAAGCAGCCAAGAAAACCUUCGCACUUCCCGAAGAUGUAAAGGCAUAUGGCGACCCAACCAUCCUCGCCGGAGACCCAGAGAUUGACCUCCUCGUCGUAUGCACCCGUGUCGACAUACAUUCUUCUGUCGCCGAACCGAGCCUCAAAGCAGGGAAAGCAGUGUACAUCGAAUGGCCGAUGACGCAAGAUCUUGCCAGCACGAUGAACCUCGCGGAACUCCUGCACAAACCUCGGAAUAGUAUCAUCGGCCUCCAAGGACGCGUCGCCCCAAUCACCCUUCGACUCAAAAACAUUCUAGCCACGAAUACCAUAGGGAAAGUGCUCAGUAGCCAAGUCCGCGCAUUCGGCAACUUGGUGCAGCGGGACACUCUUCCAGCGUCUCUGGAGUAUUUUGCGGAGAGAAAGGUGGGAGGACAUCCAAUCAACAUCCAUUAUGGCCACAUGAUCGACUACGUGCACGAGGUACUUGGUGGAUGGGAAGAGUCUCAUACAACAAUGCAGAUCCAACGACCAGAGUUGAAGCUACGAGGGGCUGACGGAAGAGUCGACAGGAUCGUGAAGAGUGACGUACCAGAUCUGAUAUCAGCACACGGGAGGCUCAGCACUGAUAAAGGCAUCACGGUACCCGGAGCUACGCUUACAGCUUCUUUUCGCCUUGGUCAGCCUUUCAAGGGAGAGCCGGGGUUCGUGUGGUAUAUCGCUGGUGAGACGGGUGAGUUGCGCGUUACUGCGCCAGGCCCUUAUCUCAUGUCUGGUGACUCUUACGACGGCCCUAUUACUGUUGAGCAUCAUGAUUACGCGACUGACGAGGUGCGGGAACUGGGCUGGGAUUGGCCAGAGUGGCAGAAAGAGUUGGGCCUUCGGGCGAGGAGCGUGGCGGAGGUGUAUGAGAGGUACGCAGAAUGGGUUGAAGGUGGGAUGGGUAAGGUGGUCGUAGGGAGAGAGUGGCCGAGCGUGGUGGAUGGAGUGGCGCUGAUGAAGGAGUUUGAUGAGAUUUAUAAGGAGUUCGACAGGAUGUGA
This is a messenger RNA of Alternaria rosae, 1170 nucleotides long. Its product is annotated as oxidoreductase family protein. Gene Ontology annotation, molecular function: nucleotide binding. Lineage: Eukaryota; Fungi; Ascomycota; Dothideomycetes; Pleosporales; Pleosporaceae. The transcript has a single exon. The record is from RefSeq and is a predicted model, not a curated record. The coding region runs from base 1 to 1170 and encodes 389 amino acids.